ACUAAACUACCACCUAGCUAAAUUUUCACUCUCCUCCUCCUCCUCUUCGGCCGCCACCACUGCAAUCACCGCCAUCAAAUCCAUUGGCCUUCCACCUCAAUAGCCACACAAUGCACAUUGGUUUCAGAAUUUGGUCUUUACUACUUUUACUUAUCAUUUUGCAUCCCAUUCGGAUCUAUGCUCAAGAAGUUGAGGAUGAGAGAGAGUUCGACUACAUAAAAGGAAGCAGAAAAGGACCCUUAAAAUGGGGUGAGCUACACAAAGAAUGGUAUGCUUGUAACAAUGGUAAAAUGCAGUCUCCGAUUGACUUGUCGAAUAAAAGAGUUGAUAUCAUUCACAAAUCUAACAAGUUGGCAAGAAGCUACAAGCCAUGCAUCGCGAUUAUAGCUAAUCGUGGACACGAUAUAGCGGUUCAUUGGGAGAGCAAUGCUGGCUCGAUCGAAAUAAAUGGGACGGUUUUCUCACUAAUACAAGCCCAUUGGCACUCACCUUCCGAGCACACCAUCAAUGGUAGAAGGUACUCUUUGGAAUUACACAUGGUUCAUAAGACCACAGACCCGACUUCCAAACACAAGAUUGCAGUCAUUGGUGUCCUCUACAAGAUUGGAAAACCAAACCCUUUUCUUACCAAGUUGAUUCCAAAUAUAACAUCGUUGGUGAAAGAAGAUAAAGAACAUGGACACCCGGGGGUGAUUGAUCCUAGAGAAAUCCAAAUGAGUUGCAGAAGAUACUACAACUAUAUUGGAUCACUCACUGUUCCUCCAUGUACUGAAGGUGUCGUUUGGACAAUCAGCAAAAAGGUGAGGACAGUAUCACUUGAUCAAGUUAAAUUGUUACGUGAUGCUGUUCAUGAUGCAACAUGCACAAAAAAAUUCAAGACCACUGCAGCCAAAUCGUCACAGAGACAUCCAGUUGAUUGGUCCAUGAGAAAGCAACUAAGAGCAAUUUCUGAUUUUGAAUAAUUACUUUUUUAUUUAUGUUUAUACGAAUGUUAUUGUAUUUGUAAUACCCAAUAUCUUGAAAAUAUAAUAAAAUGUGAGUUUCAAUUGAUGAAAGU
Lactuca virosa is the source of this 1057-nucleotide messenger RNA. The record is from the annotation of a GenBank genome assembly. NCBI's taxonomy places the organism in Eukaryota, Viridiplantae, Streptophyta, Magnoliopsida, Asterales, Asteraceae.